Hevea brasiliensis (rubber tree) is the source of this 1519-nucleotide messenger RNA. RefSeq names its product V-type proton ATPase subunit d2. The record is from RefSeq and is a predicted model, not a curated record. The coding region runs from base 238 to 1293 and encodes 351 amino acids. Gene Ontology annotation, biological process: proton transmembrane transport; vacuolar transport; vacuolar acidification. NCBI's taxonomy places the organism in Eukaryota, Viridiplantae, Streptophyta, Magnoliopsida, Malpighiales, Euphorbiaceae. Gene Ontology annotation, molecular function: proton-transporting ATPase activity, rotational mechanism. Gene Ontology annotation, cellular component: proton-transporting V-type ATPase, V0 domain; vacuolar proton-transporting V-type ATPase complex. The transcript has 10 exons.
AAAAAAAUUGUGAAACAGAUCAAAUCAGAAAAGUGCGUGUGACCGACGGUAACGCGAUCGCAAUUACCCAAACACCACCAAUCAGUUCUCUUCCUUCGCAACGGUACAAGCUCAGACUCUAUCGACGUUUGGGACUUCUCGAAGAGGAGCCUCCGGUGGUUCUUCUUCUUCUUCUUCUUCACAUUCGAAAUUCUCGUUGAUCUGCCUCUUCCGAUCCCUUAAUUCUGUGUGUUGAAAAUGUACGGUUUCGAGGCUCUAACUUUCAACAUUCACGGUGGCUACCUGGAGGCGAUCGUCAGGGGACACAGAUCAGGCCUUCUCACCGCCGCCGAUUAUAACAAUCUAUGCCAGUGUGAAACCCUUGAUGAUAUUAAGAUGCACCUCACUGCUACCGAGUACGGUCCCUACCUUCAAAACGAGCCUUCUCCAUUGCAUACCACUACAAUUGUGGAAAAAUGCACCCUUAAACUUGUUGAUGAGUACAAGCACAUGUUAUGUCAAGCAACGGAGCCCUUAUCCACCUUCCUAGAGUAUUGCACAUAUGGCCACAUGAUUGACAAUGUUGUCUUGAUAGUCACUGGAACCUUGCAUGAGAGGGAUGUUCAGGAGCUACUAGAGAAAUGCCACCCUUUAGGCAUGUUUGACAGCAUUGCCACCCUUGCUGUUGCUCAGAAUAUGCGAGAACUUUAUAGAUUGGUGCUUGUGGACACACCAUUGGCUCCAUACUUCUCAGAGUGCAUCACAUCUGAGGAUUUGGAUGACAUGAAUAUUGAAAUUAUGAGGAAUACUCUUUACAAGGCAUAUCUUGAAGACUUUUACAGGUUUUGUCAGAAACUUGGGGGUGCCACAGCCGAGAUAAUGUCUGAUCUCCUUGCCUUUGAGGCUGAUAGAAGAGCUGUCAAUAUUACAAUAAAUAGCAUUGGCACAGAGCUUACCAGGGAUGAUAGAAGAAAAUUAUACUCUAAUUUUGGCUUACUUUACCCCUAUGGGCAUGAAGAACUAGCUGUCUGUGAGGAUUUAGAUCAGGUUCGUGGUGUGAUGGAAAAAUAUCCUCCUUAUCAGUCUAUCUUUUCUAGAUUGUCCUAUGGUGAGAGCCAGCUGCUUGAUAAGGCAUUUUAUGAAGAGGAGGUGAAAAGGCUAUGCUUAUCUUUUGAGCAACAGUUCCAUUAUGCUGUCUUCUUCGCAUACAUGAGGUUGAGGGAGCAGGAGAUUAGGAAUCUUAUGUGGAUAUCAGAAUGCGUGGCUCAGAACCAGAAGUCGAGGGUUCAUGACAGUGUUGUCUUCAUAUUUUAACUGCUUUACACGCCAUUAGAAAUAAUUACCAGUUCUUUUGCAUAAUCUGCUGUAAAUUGCUCUUUCAUAGACAGUGUCGAUCAUUUUAAGUUGAGAUUGCCCAGCUGCACCAUUUUCAGGAUCUGUGUUAAAAAUAAGAUUUUAAAAUAUUUUUUUCUAUGUUUUGGGCGAUAAGUUUGCAUUCGGAUUCAUCAGAUUCCAAUAUAUUAUUCUUGUGGAGAUGAAA